This is a messenger RNA of Saccostrea cuccullata (small rock oyster), 1374 nucleotides long. RefSeq names its product BTB/POZ domain-containing protein 6-like. Gene Ontology annotation, molecular function: protein binding. Gene Ontology annotation, cellular component: cytosol. Gene Ontology annotation, biological process: neurogenesis. The record is from RefSeq and is a predicted model, not a curated record. The coding region runs from base 25 to 1017 and encodes 330 amino acids. The transcript has 3 exons. Lineage: Eukaryota; Metazoa; Mollusca; Bivalvia; Ostreida; Ostreidae.
CCCGGAUGUUUAACCGUAGUUUACAUGCAUUUGUUUGCCAAAGGACGAAAGAUGACAGAAGUCAAGACUUCGAAAAACUGGCGUUCUGGCCUCAGUGUUGCUGAUUGUAACAGAUACAUGCUUGAAAACGAGAUCCAUUGUGACGUAUUAUUUAGAGUGGGAAAAGAAGAAAAGCUUGUACGCGCUCAUAAGUAUGUUCUAGCGAGCAGAAGUCCCGUGUUUGACGCCAUGUUUUAUGGUGACCUGGCGGAAGCUAAGGAAAUUAAAAUUCCUGACAUUGAACCACCUUCGUUUGAUGUUCUUCUCAGAUUUGUGUAUUGUGGCGAAGUAGAGGUAAAUAAAGAAACUGCCAUCGGAGCGCUCUACGCUGCUGAGAAAUACGAUAUUGAGGCGUUGAAAAAAGCGACGAUAUCAUACUUAAAAAGUAACAUAACAACGGAGACUGUUUGUACAUUUUUGGAAAAUGCCAAGUUAUUUCACUUAGAACGUCUGACUAAAAAAUGUAUAGAAUUUAUAAAUGAAAAGUGCUCAAUCAUUUUACAAUUACCGAUUUCCUUACAGAUAAGUAAGGACACCUUAAUGGAAAUUUUAUCCUCAGACAACCUAGAUAUUGAGGAGUUGAAAGUUUAUCAUUUUCUGAUAAGUUGGGGUGAAGGCCAGUGUGAGCUCAAAGGUUAUGAGAGGUCGGAUGAAAAUAUCAGAAAUCAGAUAGGAGAUGCCUUGUAUCAAGUCCGUUUCCAGUUCAUGGAUCUAGAUACAUUUGUUAAAAACGUUUGCAGACGCAACAUACUUACUUCGAAAGACAAAUUAAUUUUGCAGCAAGUGAUUGUUGGGAACCUGGAGAAAGAAAGCACCAAAUUCAAUCUCGGAAAGCGAAAACCUGCAUUGAAGACCUACAAUGUUAUACGUAGAAGUAGCCCCCUUAAAGGUUCGUAUUCCGAAUAUACAGGACGUCGUCAGGAUCGUCAGACAUUCUCUCCAUGGGGAUUUCACGUGAAGAAGGCUUCCUGGCCCUGAUACAUAUAAAAUUGAACAUUGAUUAAAUUUGAUUAGAAUAGUAAAUAUACCUUCACAGAAUGAAACACAAGGGAUAUCCAGUUCAAUAUUGUAUUACAAUAAUCUAUACUUUAAACUCCCAACAACAAAUAUAAGCUGGGCGUGACGCUUUAGGGAUCAUCAACCUGGAAAGGAACAUUUUAUAAACAAUUUAUUUCUGAACAAGGUUUUCAAUUUGAUUUUUUCUUCGACAUGAUGGAGAAAAUAAUGGAAGUUUAGAUUCCGGUGGAUAAUUUCCUGGGUUUAUUUUUUCAUUGCAAUAAUAAAAAUACAUGAAAAAAUUUAUUUAAUUUUAUUUCUUUUUUUUCAAGAAAAAAA